UACAUACAUAAAUGAAACGAAAUUCAGUAGCUUCGGGAGGGGAAUACCCGGCGUGCCUCUUUCAUGUUCGACGUUUGCUUAACAAUCGUUGAGCUAUAAAAUUUCGUCGCCGUGGAGUAAAAUAGUUUAUUGCAAAUAUGCAAUAAAACGAGCCGGCGUGAACAAUCUAGGAUUUUAGCGUGGAGAGAGAACUGAGAUACACGGGUGGGGCCGUAAGGAAGUUUUAAGGUCUGAAACAACACAUGCAUAAGUUUGCAAACAUCUCAAAUUCAAAGGCGAUUAUAUCCACUGAAGUGAGCGCUGCGCUCAGCACAUUUAGACGGCGUUCAGUCUUCUCCCGUACUUCUCGGCAGGCAGGCGUCGGGAGUGUUUGUUUUUCUUUGCAGUGUGUGGUUGGUCGCCAUUCGUUUAGUUCAUUGCGGUGUAUUUUAUUAUAGAAAUCGUACGCGCAUACCCCUAUUUUUGAAUAGUUUAUUUUAAGAAAUCACAUCGCACCGAGCGAGAAGAAUACACCGGCACGAUGAAUUGUUUUGCUAGCGCCGGAUUGCCCGAUGAGGCAUAUGUUUCCGUUCGCUCCAAGCUUAUUGAUGAGACUGAUGGCGAGAUUGAUCGCCCUACGCGCCAUCGGCGUAAAACAAAUGAGAAUUUCAUCUAUGUGAUGGCGUUCUGUUAUGUGCUACUGGCGGGCAUGCUGAUCUACUGCGGUGUUAACGGCCCUGCUAGUGGCCAUCGCGAUAAUUUCGAAUAUGGCCAUUUUAAUAACGAUCCAGAUUCGAUUUGGGAUGAUGUAAUGCACCAACACCUGCAAUUGGGUAGUACAGAUAUGUUGUACAUGGUGGCGUUCAUACUCGCAAUUAUAAUGGUGACAAUAUUGCUUCUGCGUUACUUUAUUGGCGUUUUCAUUUGGACCAUGCUUGUUCUUGGAUCAUUAACGGCACUUGGGCUCACCAUCGUAGCAUGGUAAUCAAUUUUACAUCCGGAAUA
Dalotia coriaria is the source of this 984-nucleotide messenger RNA. RefSeq lists its product as uncharacterized. The transcript has 3 exons. The record is from RefSeq and is a predicted model, not a curated record. NCBI's taxonomy places the organism in Eukaryota, Metazoa, Arthropoda, Insecta, Coleoptera, Staphylinidae. The coding region runs from base 521 to 964 and encodes 147 amino acids.